AUGUCGCCCAUGGUCCUGGAAAACGAUGUAGAAGUCGGAGAGAGUCUGCCGCCGGCAACUGAGCACGCGGUUAGUGUGUCACUGCCUACAUGGCGGGCAAACGUUGGAUAUGAAGAGGGUGAAGAAUGGGUCAUCAGCAAAAUGAAGACUGGCUAUCCUAGAUUCUUCAUACAUAAGAUCAUACAAGCCUUUGCGGCUGCAAUUGUCGACAAGCAUGGCAAAGAGGGAGAUAGUGCCAUGCUAUUCCCCACAAACACGACGGCAUCGAGGUGUCAAGAAUUCUUCCUACGACAAGCACCAGAACUGGAUGCGUCGCAAGUUCGGAUUCUGGAUUUCGUACCGGCAGCUGAAAGAGCUCGCUCUGACGAAUUGCAAAUUAUUUCACCGAGAGUAUCAGCCGUCCUCUUCCCAAAAGAUCGCUUCAGCAUCGCAAAGACAUUUUGGCAGCACUCCGGAGAUGGUGUCUCAAGUCGUAGAGCAGAGUACUGCUCUCAGCUCUUCAAGGAGGGCAUCUUGGUAGAAGCGUCCACUGUCAACCAGCCAGCAAGAGUGUGCAAGGGUCCCAGACGGUAUCAGAAGCAGACGUCGAUUGACCUCGGCGCUUCGGACACAUCCACCAACGGCAACGGAGAAGUGCAAGAUCCUUCGCAGUUCGUCGAGGAGAGAUUCGGACGCAACUUGGAUCUCUCAAAAACCAAGAACGCAAAGCUGGCCAUUCGAAGGCGCAUUGCAGGUUCAUUGACCGCGGACGUCAGCUUGACAGAAGCAAUGACCCUGGAUCAUGACGCGGCAAGGAAGAGGCCGGUAGCAGGCUUCUCUGAGGAUGACGUCUAUCUGUAUCCCACCGGAAUGAGCUCUAUAUUCAACGCUCACCGGAAUCUACUCAGAGCAAAGGGCUCAAAGAGGGCCAUCGUCUACGGCUUCCCAUACAUCGACACAUUGAAAAUUACCGAAAAGUUCGGACCUGGUUCGCAGUUCUACGGCUUCGGUUCAUCAGAAGAACUAGAUGACCUCGAGCAACGACUAGAAGGUGGCGAGAGAUUUGUCGCCCUCUUCACCGAGUUCCCCGGAAACCCGUUACUCAGAUCUCCGGAUCUGGAGCGCAUACGCAAACUAGCCGACGAGUACGAUUUUUGCGUCGUAGUAGAUGAGACUAUUGGCAACUUCAUCAACGUCAAUGUUCUACAGUAUGCGGACGUUGUUGUCAGUAGUCUGACCAAGGUGUUCAGCGGAGACAGUAAUGUCAUGGGUGGAGGACUGGUGCUCAACCCCAAAGCAAAGAACUACGCCCUCCUCAAGCGCACAUGGGAAGAAGACUACGAAGACAACCACUGGGCCGAAGACAGCAUCUUCCUCGAGCGCAACAGCCGUGACUUCGUCUCAAGAAUCGACCGUAUCGGUACCAACGCUGAAGCCAUCUGCGACGUACUCAGCGCACACCCUCGCGUCAAACAAGUAAACUACCCCAAAACCUCACCAACGCGCCCCUUCUAUGAGAAAUGCCGCAACCCGUCCGGUGGCUACGGCGGCCUCCUCUCCGCCACCUUCUACACAAAAGCCGACGCCAUCGCCUUCUUUGACAACCUCGAUACAGUGAAAGGACCUAGUCUGGGUACAAACUUUACACUCAGCUCGCCGUAUGUCAUUUUGGCGCAUUAUGGCGAGUUGGAUUGGUGUGCGAAAUGGGGCGUGGAAGCGGAUUUGAUUCGUUUUAGUGUUGGGUUGGAGGAGACAAGCAAGUUGGUCGAGACGUUUAAGAGGGCGUUGGAUGCGAUUCCUGCUGCAGAGUAG
This is a messenger RNA of Alternaria novae-zelandiae, 1791 nucleotides long. RefSeq lists its product as uncharacterized. The coding region runs from base 1 to 1791 and encodes 596 amino acids. The record is from RefSeq and is a predicted model, not a curated record. The transcript is spliced from 6 exons. Gene Ontology annotation, biological process: transsulfuration. NCBI's taxonomy places the organism in Eukaryota, Fungi, Ascomycota, Dothideomycetes, Pleosporales, Pleosporaceae. Gene Ontology annotation, molecular function: pyridoxal phosphate binding; cystathionine gamma-synthase activity.